UCAUUUCUGGCUUUCUCUCUUCUCCUCCCCCUCCCUUCCCCAGCCCGAGGGGCCCUGAGGUGACAGCGCCUGGAAGUGCGACUGGAGGAGCCGGAGGAGAAGAUGGACAAGGCCAGGCCUGGGCGUCGGCGUUCUUCGGCUGAGAUUGUCACAGAGGGAAAAAGAAAAAAGUCAUCAUCACCUGAUUUACAGGAGAUAACAAAGUUCUUAGCUGUAAAGUCAGAGGAUGUUCUUGCUCAGUCACCAUUGUCCAAACUCAGAGGCUCAGAAUGCUGGAAGCUCCCCAAGGGGUGGACAAGAAGCCUAAGAAACAAAGUCAUCUGUCUAGACCACAAAACCAAAAAAGGUGUCCAUGGGCAUCCUGUCACUUCUAAGGCAUCACCAGAAAGGCAUCUCAGAGUUAUGUUGACGAAUGUUCUAUGGACGGACUUAGGACGAAAAUUCAGAAAGACCCUACCUAGAAAUGAUGCUAAUUUAUGUGAUACCAGCAAGGUGCAAUCAGAGUCAUUGCCUUCGACAUCUGUUGACAGCGUAGAGACAUGUCAGAAAUUAGACCCUCUUCACCAAAGACUUAAUUUAUCUGAAAGGAUACCCAGAGUUAUAUUGACGGAUAUCCUGCGAACGGAGUUAGGAAGAAAAUACUUAAAGGUCCCACCUAUAUCUGAGGCCAGUUUGAGUGGUACAGCCAACCUGAAGUCAGAUCAACUUUCUUCAUCAUCUGAUGGCAGCUUAGAGUCUUGUCAGAAUGUAAAUCAUCACAAGAGCUUUUUAUCUGAAAGAGGAUCAAAACCAAGAAAGACAGAUAACAUUUCUGCAAAGAAGGCUCCAAAUGUGAAAGAAAAGCACAGAGCUGACCGUGGCAUUUCUGUGACAUCUGAUACUCAGCCUGAAGAUUUUAAUCCUGAAAGUAAAGAGUGCAAUAAUCUUGAAGAGGGGUCCAGAAACAAGAAGACUUCAUGCUCUUAUUCAGAAAUGGAACACACUCCAGUUUCCAGGAAGAGAAAGAAAAGGUUUAGAAGUCAUUUACACGAUUCUCAUAAUUCUAAAUCUUCUUUGGAUAAGUCAACAGAAUAUGGGAAAGAAGAAAAUGAUUCCACAGCCUCCAGUAAGCUUGAGCAGUCAAGUGAAAGCCGUCACUGGGACUCAACACCACCUGUAGGACUUACACCUGAACCUUCAGAGAGCGAGGCCACUAAUAAUGUGUGCUCACUUGCCGUUCAAGAAGCAGGUGUCAUUGCGGCCUCUGGGAGAGCCUGCUCACCCAGCAGAAGCCCGGAGAGCUCUGUUUCUCACAAUGAGGUGGAGAGUUCUUCCCCGGCUGAGAAGGGCAAAGAGUUGACUAUAGAAGAAAAGUCUCUUGUAGGUGGAAACAGUGAAGAGAACCAAUUGUUGAUCUCAGCUGAACCAAUUGUUGUUUCCAGUGAUGAAGAAGGACCCAUUGAACGUAAGAAUUCAGUAAUUCUGAACUUACAGCCUAAUCAAGAGUUUGAGAUUGCAAGUGAAAAUCAGGGGACUUCUGAAGUACAUUUGUCAGAACUGCGACUGAGUGCAUGUGAAUCUGUACAGGCAUCAUCUGAAUUAUGUUCAUAUAAUCCCGACAUGGAAAACAUUUCCUGUAUUAAACCUAAUAGUGAAAUGGAUCUGAAACUGGAUUUUGUAUUUACUUCUCUGUAUAUUGGUAAAAUAAAAGGAGCUUCAAAAGGUUGUGUCACGUUCACAACGAAGUAUAUUAAAAUCCCAUUUCAAGUGUCCACGAAUGAGGUUUUGCUGUCAGUGGACACCACUCAUUUAAAGAGGUUUGGGUUAUGGAAAAGCAAGGACGAUGAUCACAGUGGGAGAAGCCAUGCUAUCCUCUUCCUCUGGGUUUCCUCUAAGUAUCUUCAAGAGAUUCAGACCCAGCUGGAAAACCCCAUGUUAAGCCAGCAAUCAAAAGCCAGUGAAUUCAUUUUCCUUGAGUUAAACAGUUCCGUUUCACAAAAAGAAGAAUUGAAAUUGAAAGAUAUUAUGAUGGAAAUAAGUAAGACCAAUGGAGAAUCAGAACUCUCCUAUCCGUUGUCUUGGGUUCAGGCAUUUCCUUUGUUUCAGGAUAUCCCUUCAAAAGAAAGCUCUUUCGUUCACUAUUACUGUGCUUCAACUUGCUCUUUCCCUGUUGCUGCUGAUACAGAAACGAGGAGGAAGUCACUAUCUCAGCCCUCAAAUUCAGAUGUUAUCAAGCCUACUUACACUUUCCUACAGAAGCAGAGCAGUGGUUGCUACUCACUUUCUAUUACUUCAAAUCCAGAUGAAGAAUGGCGAGAAGUCAGGCACACUGGACCCGUUCAGAAGUUGAUUGUUUAUCCUCCACCACCUACCAAGGGGGGCUUGGGAGUAACUAAUGAAGAUUUGGAAUGUUUAGAAGAAGGAGAAUUUCUUAACGAUGUAAUCAUUGACUUUUAUCUUAAGUAUCUGCUGCUGGAGAAGGCUUCAGAUGAACUUGUUGAACGAAGUCACAUUUUUAGUAGCUUUUUCUAUAAAUGUUUGACCAGAAAGGAAAAUAAUUUAACAGAAGAUAAUCCAGAUCUCUCAAUGGCUCAGAGAAGACAUAAGAGAGUGAGGACGUGGACCCGUCACAUAAACAUCUUUAAUAAAGACUACAUCUUUGUACCUGUAAAUGAGUCGUCUCACUGGUAUCUCGCAGUCAUUUGUUUUCCAUGGUUAGAAGAGGCUGUGUAUGAAGACUGUCCACAAACUGCAUCCCAACAGUCCCAGGAUCAACAAUCUCAACAUGACAACAAAAUAAUAGACAAUGAUCUGCGUCCCACUUCAGUGGUGUCCAGUGCCGAGGAUUCCCAGAGUACCGAGAUGAAUAUGUCAGUACCAAAGAAAAUGUGUAAACGGCCCUGCAUUCUCAUACUAGACUCCUUGAAAGCUGCUUCCGUACAAAACACAGUUCAGAAUUUACGAGAGUAUCUAGAAGUAGAGUGGGAAGUUAAGCGAAAAACUCACCGUGAAUUCAGUAAAACCAGCAUGGUGGACCUGUGCCCUAAAGUUCCUAAGCAGGACAAUAGCAGUGACUGUGGGGUCUAUUUGCUGCAGUAUGUGGAGAGCUUCUUCCAGGAUCCCAUUGUUAACUUUGAACUCCCAAUUCACUUGGAGAAAUGGUUUCCUCGCCAUGUAAUAAAGACCAAGCGGGAAGAUAUUCGAGAGCUCAUUUUGAAACUGCAUUUGCAGCAACAGAAGGACAGCAGCAGUUAGUUAAUCCGUGCAGACAUGGCUCAUGCUCUCUAAAUUUCCUGGCAAGCGGCUUACCGGCAUUGUGUCAGCUUAGAAGAAAGUAACUUGUAGUAGUUCAUAAAUUGUUGAAAUGUAUAUGGUAUCUUGUUUGAGUCGUUGGGCUCUUACAGCUGCAGGUGUCAUAGAAGCACUUAUAGAAAUUAAAAUUUCAUAAAUAUAUUUUUAUGAUUAAAUAUGCUUGGAUUAUGCAAUAGCGUAUGUAAUGUGGGAAUGUUUUCGUAAGUAAUAAACCUAUGUGAUCUGUACUUCCACAUGACUGGGUGUUGAUGGGAGGUGGAUUCUCCCUGGUGCCAGCCCCAGUACUUGUCAGAUUUGUUGGCGAGUCACAUCAUAUUGUAACUCUGUUCUUUGCAGCUCAAGCAUGCAGUAUGAAUACUGUGUAUUUUUUUUAAAAAGAACUUAGUAUCAAGGCUUCAGAAAAUGCCAUUCACGGCAUCCCUUCUGUAUAGUAUAAAAAAAAGGAAAACCAUUAGAUACAAAUUUACCCUUUCAAAGUGCAGCUUAUUAUUCUCAAUUGCUAAAUGCAAUUCCACCCCCCCCGCCCCCACUUCUUCACAUGUCACAGGUAGAGGACUGAGAAGUGAGUUCAUUUGUUCAGAUAAAUGUGGAACACACUUUAAAGUACCAAAUGAGUUUUCAAAAAUUAUGUAGCUAAGCUUUGUUUUUUUUUUUUUUUUUUUUUUUUGGUUUUUCGAGACAGGGUUUCUCUGUGGCUUUGGAGCCUGUCCUGGAACUAGCUCUUGUAGACCAGGCUGGUCUCGAACUCACAGAGAUCCUCCUGCCUCUGCCUCCCGAGUGCUGGGAUUAAAGGCGUGCGCCACCACCGCCCGGCUUAGCUAAGCUUUGUUAAUUUGAGGUAUAGCUGUAUAAAUAUUCAUUCCUACAUUACUCUAGAAUGUGUGUAUACAGUUUCUAUAAAAGAUAAAAUUGGUGUCCUCAUAAUUUUAACAGAGAAAAUACUUUUAAACUUCUAUUUAUUAUUUAGAACCAAAUAUGUAAUUUUAUAGUUUGGUUACCCAUGAUUCAUCUGCAAAGCCAGAUUUCUUAUUUCUUUUAUAUUUUUAAGUUAUAGUUUUAAAGAUUAUGAUCCCUCAGGGAUCUCACUCAUACAGCACCCAAUAUUUUAUUAAAUAUUCAGGUAACAGUUCUACUGAAUUUAUGUGAUGAUGGUGGUAUUAUCUAGUAAGCACUUUAGAAUCUUAUGCUAUCAGAAAUAUUUUUAGGGAGAUAUGAUCAUAUUGUUUUCUCAGAUAAUGGGUUUUAGAAUAUUAUUUUAAACAUAUCUUGGAUUUACAGUUAUAACUGUUGUAAAGCAUUUGAAACAAAGUAAAUUUAAGAUAAAACUAAGAAGUCUGAAGGUUUUAUUUCAAAAUCAAGUGACUUGGGUUGCCAGUUAGCCUUAGUGUCCUCAGAUUCAGCUGGUCUUGUCUCUCUUUGCACUGUUCAGGAUACAUGGCUUUGGGGAUUUUACAUGAAAGUGCUUAUUAACUGCAUAUUUCAUUCCCAACUUAUGUAUGUUGGCGAGAAAACUUUUUUUUAAAGUGGCUGUUAAUUGUUUUGUACAUCUAAUUUUGGAAAGCAAGUGUAUAAGAGAUCUUAUAAUUUCUGACCUUUUCUGUUUGUGUGUUUUUCAAAGAUACCACUGUCCUUCAUCAUGUUUUGGAGACUGUUUAAAAUUUGUUUUCCUAAAUUCAUGUAGAAAUAAUGGUUUGAGGAUGUCAACAUUUUAUAUUAAACAUGUUUUCAAUUC
Molecule: messenger RNA, 5023 nt
Organism: Microtus oregoni (creeping vole)
Lineage: Eukaryota; Metazoa; Chordata; Mammalia; Rodentia; Cricetidae
Gene: Senp7
Product: SUMO specific peptidase 7
Exons: 24
Coding region: 103-3234 (1043 amino acids)
Biological process (GO): protein desumoylation
Cellular component (GO): cytoplasm; nucleus
Molecular function (GO): SUMO-specific endopeptidase activity
Source: RefSeq, a predicted model, not a curated record